AUGAAUCUGACACUCAAACCUCACAGUCUUGCUCGCAUCCAAAACGGCCACAAGUGGACCCGCGACGCAACGCCUGAAGAGAUCAAGAAGCGCAUCGAGGAACGAGAGCAACAUUUCGACUACUGGCAGGCGGACACAGGGUGCCCCGUAGCUGGAUAUUCUUCCAAGCUGCCAGAGGACUAG
Messenger RNA from Penicillium argentinense, 183 nucleotides. RefSeq lists its product as uncharacterized. NCBI's taxonomy places the organism in Eukaryota, Fungi, Ascomycota, Eurotiomycetes, Eurotiales, Aspergillaceae. The record is from RefSeq and is a predicted model, not a curated record. Bases 1 to 183 code for a protein of 60 amino acids. The transcript has a single exon.